UUGCCCUCUAGAUUAUGGCCAGGAUGGACCAGUUAUUUCUUAUGUUGUCACUGGUGUUGAGAGAGAGACUUCAUAAAUCUACCCUGUCUCACACUCCGUUGAGCGCUAUUCGUGAUUUUUGGAAAUGACUUACAGUUUUAUUUUUGUUCUCUCGUAGGGACUUAAGUCACAACAGAUUGUCUUUCAUCGAGGCAAGCUCCAUGCGCCGCCUUCACAGCCUUCGAGAAGUGAAACUGAACAACAAUGAAUUGGAGACCAUUCCAGAUCUAGGACCAGUCUCAGCCAAUAUUACACUUCUGUCCUUAGCUGGAAACAAGAUUGUGGAAAUACUGCCUGAACAUGUGAAACACUUUCAGUCCCUAGAAACUUUGGACCUGAGUGGCAAUAACAUUUCAGAGCUUAAAACUGCGCUUCCACCCCUGCAACUCAAAUAUCUGUCCAUCAACAGCAACCGAGUGACGUCCGUGGAACCGGGGUACUUUGACAACUUGGCCAACACACUCCUGGUACUGAAGCUGAACCGAAACCGGCUCUCCGCUCUCCCGCCCAGGAUGUUCAAGCUGCCCCAGCUGCAGCACCUUGAACUGAACCGAAACAAGAUUAAAAAUGUGGAUGGGCUCACGUUCCAAGGGCUUGGUGCUCUGAAGUCUCUGAAGAUGCAGAGGAAUGGCGUGACAAAACUCAUGGAUGGCGCUUUCUGGGGGCUGAGCAACAUGGAAAUCUUGCAGCUGGACCAUAACAACCUGACAGAGAUCACCAAAGGCUGGCUUUAUGGCUUGCUGACGCUGCAGGAGCUCCAUCUCAGCCAGAAUGCCAUCAGCAGGAUCAGCCCUGACGCCUGGGAGUUCUGCCAGAAACUCAGCGAGCUGGACCUAACUUUCAAUCACUUAUCGAGGUUAGAUGAUUCAAGCUUCCUGGGCUUAAGCUUGCUAAAUACACUGCACAUCGGGAAUAACAAAGUCAGCUACAUCGCUGAUUGCGCCUUCCGGGGGCUUUCCAGUUUAAAGACACUGGAUCUGAAGAACAAUGAAAUUUCCUGGACCAUCGAGGACAUGAACGGUGCCUUCUCUGGCCUUGACAAACUGAGGCGUCUAACACUCCAGGGAAACCGGAUUCGAUCCAUUACCAGAAAGGCCUUCAGUGGUUUGGAUGCACUGGAACACCUAGACCUGAGUGACAACGCGAUCAUGUCAUUGCAAGGCAACGCUUUCUCACAAAUGAAGAAACUUCAACAACUGCAUUUAAAUACAUCAAGCCUUUUGUGUGAUUGCCAACUAAAAUGGCUCCCGCAGUGGGUGGCGGAAAACAACUUUCAGAGCUUCGUCAACGCCAGUUGUGCGCAUCCGCAGUUGCUGAAGGGAAGAAGUAUUUUUGCCGUCAGCCCAGAUGGCUUUGUGUGUGAUGAUUUUCCUAAACCCCAGAUCACGGUUCAGCCAGAAACGCAGUCGGCAAUAAAAGGUUCCAAUCUGAGUUUUAUCUGCUCGGCUGCCAGCAGCAGUGAUUCCCCAAUGACUUUUGCUUGGAAAAAAGACAAUGAGCUACUGCAUGAUGCGGAAAUGGAAAAUUACGCACACCUGCGGGCCCAGGGCGGUGAGGUGAUGGAGUACACCACCAUCCUGCGGCUCCGCAACGUGGAGUUUACCAGUGAGGGGAGGUACCAGUGCGUCAUCUCCAACCACUUCGGUUCAUCCUACUCUGUGAAAGCCAAGCUCACAGUAAACAUGCUUCCUUCAUUCACCAAGAUGCCCAUGGACCUGACCAUCCGCGCCGGGGCCAUGGCGCGCUUGGAGUGCGCCGCCCUGGGGCACCCAGCCCCACAGAUCGCCUGGCAGAAGGACGGGGGCACAGACUUCCCGGCCGCGAGGGAGAGACGCAUGCACGUCAUGCCUGAGGACGACGUGUUCUUCAUCGUGGACGUGAAGACAGAGGACGUCGGGGUGUACAGCUGCACAGCUCAGAACAGUGCGGGUAGCAUUUCUGCAAACGCCACUCUGACUGUCCUCGAGACGCCAUCAUUUCUGCGGCCCCUGUUAGAUCGAACUGUGACCAAGGGGGAAACAGCCGUCCUGCAGUGCAUCGCGGGAGGGAGCCCUCCUCCCAGGCUGAACUGGACCAAGGAUGACAGCCCUUUGGUGGUCACUGAAAGGCACUUUUUUGCAGCAGGCAACCAGCUGCUAAUCAUUGUGGACUCCGAUGUCAGCGAUGCCGGGAAGUACACGUGUGAAAUGUCUAACACCCUGGGCACUGAGAGAGGCCACUUGCGCCUCAGCGUGAUCCCCACCCCCACCUGCGACUCCCCCCAGAUGACAGCCUCGUCGCUGGACGAUGACAGAUGGGCCACCGUGGGCAUCGUGAUCAUAGCGGUGGUUUGCUGUGUGGUGGGCACGUCGCUCGUGUGGGUGGUCAUCAUCUACCACACCCGGCGGAGGAACGAGGACUGCAGCAUCACCAACACAGAUGAGACCAACUUGCCGGCUGACAUCCCUAGUUACUUGUCAUCUCAGGGAACGCUAGCCGACAGACAGGAUGGGUACGUCUCCUCAGAGAGUGGGAGCCACCACCAGUUCGUCGCUCCUUCAGGAGGCGCGUUUUUCUUACCACAACAUGACAGUAAUGGGCCAUGCCACAUUGACAACAGCAGCGAAGCUGAUGUGGAAGCUGCCACAGACCCGUUCCUUUGUCCCUUCUUGGGACCCACAGGCCCUGUGUAUCUGAAGGGGAGUGUGUACUGCUCAGACCCUUUCGAAGCCUACCAUCCAGGUUGCGGUCCUGACCCGAGAACAGCUUUAAUUGACCACUGCGAGCCCAGUUACAUAAAGAAAAAGGAGUGCUGCCCGUGUCCUCAGCCUACGGAAGAGCCCUGCGAGCAGAGUGUGGGUGACUUAGGGUGGCCUUCCCGCGUGAGGAAGGUGCUCGCCUCUCCUCUCUCCCAACACGAGGGGCCCGGAACGAACACCUUAAGUCUCAACAAGUCUUCUGUAGACUUCAGUGCAGGCCCAGAGCCAGCGCCACUUACUCUGAGUAAUUCUUUCCUGGGAACAUUUGGAAAGCCUCUGAGGAGACCUCGCCUGGAUGUCUUUCCAAGCCCUGGACGGUCAUCGGAUUGUCCGCCAAGAGCCAUUCACUUGAAAGCUCGCUCUUCCCCGAGCCUGGACUGUGAGUCAGAGGAAGAGGGGAGAGAAAGGACAGAUUUUCAGCAAGAAAAGCACACACGUACCUAUAAACAGACCUUAGAAAACCACAGGACUUCAAAUUUCCAGUCUUAUGACUUGGACACAUAGACUGAAUGGAACCAAAGAAGAGUUCUGACUUACUACCUCAAGUGGACUUCUAUUUAAAAGAGAGAGAAUUCUAUGUUUUUAAUGAAGUUACGAAUUUUAAAAGGGUAAAAUGUCUUAUUUAUACAGAGGGACCAAAAUUACAAAAAGUUAUAAAAAUUUUAUACUGGGAGUAACUUUCAUAUAAGAAUACCUUUUAAAACUAUUUUACUAUUUUAUAACUUUGCUUUAUGCAAAAAAAAGUCUUAUGUAAAUUAAUGGUAUAAAUCCAUGACUAUUUUAUGUAUUUUUAUAAUGCCAGAUUUCUUUUUAUUGAAAAUGAGUACUAAAGCAUUUUAAACAAUACCUGUCUUGUACGCGUUUUGAAUAGAGGUCACUUCAUUUUCUUUUGCACGUUACAUUCAUUAAAAUGUGUCAUUUUUAUCCCAA
Molecule: messenger RNA, 3707 nt
Organism: Vicugna pacos (alpaca)
Lineage: Eukaryota; Metazoa; Chordata; Mammalia; Artiodactyla; Camelidae
Source: RefSeq, a predicted model, not a curated record